AUGGACACAGAAGAAGUAAAGCGAGGUCGUGGGCGCGGGCGCGGCACCAGGGCUCGUGGACGCGGUCGAGGAAGAGGUCGCGGACGUGGCAAGAAGAUUGAAGACAGCAAUGUUGCUGGGUCUGCUGCCGCUACCGGCUCCUCAUCAACCCUGGCCACCAGCAACAGAGACAUACAAGAGGCACCAAUGGAUGCUGUUAUGCUUGAUUUGGACAAAGAGGGCGGCGAUAUAGAGUUGGUCAACUCACCACCUACAGCCGCAGGAGCAAUGGAUGAAGACAUCGCGCCUUCAGAGCCUCAGCAGAUGUUACCGCCUCAGCAGAUGCAGCAGGUUGCCCCGCCUGUGCACAGCAAGACAAUUGACAUGGAGGCGGAUAUAUCGCAGCUAGAAGCCCCAACAUUCACUACAUUGUCGCGUGGGCCACCAGAGCCAAUGCUGCGCUUGAAGUGGAACCACAAGGUGAGCCUUAUCGGCGAAAAGGUGCUCAAUCCGAUGAUCCACUGUUGCGAUCAGUGCGACAAGCCGAUCCUCGUCUACGGUAGGAUGAUACCCUGCAAGCAUGUUUUCUGCCUUAAGUGCGCCCGAGCCGAUCCCAUAAAGAACUGUCCCCGGUGCACGGACAAGGUAAUACGCGUGGAGCAAAGUGGCCUGGGCACCGUUUUUAUGUGCACUCAUGGUGGCAGUAGGUAUGGUAGCUCCGGUUGCCGACGGACUUACUUGUCACAAAGGGACCUACAGGCACAUAUUAACCACAGACAUGUAGCGCCUCAGGUAUCGCUUCAGCCACUGCCCCAGCUUGCUUCCAUGACGGAACCUAAGCUGACGGAUCUAGGCGGCGUGAGCCUGGAGUUGCACAAGCAGCGCAAGCUCUCCGAGUCGUCUGUCCCCACAUCAGCCACCGUUUCCCGCCCUCUGUCACGCCCUCCUGCCGUCCUUGGAGGCAUCGGUACUAUACCACCGCCAGGAACCGCCGCCACUCAAAGCGCUAUCCAUGGGCAUUCUACGUUAACGCUGGCGAAUCUGGCAAGGAUUAACAACGCCAACGCCGUUGACUGCCACCAGGGAAAGGCCUCGUUACACCAGAGCCUAAAGAAGGGUCCGCCCCACCAAUCCGAGUCUGUGGCAGACGCCUCAUACUACAGCAGCGUUCUUGCUUCUUUUGGGAGCGGUUCAGGCCCUCCAGGCCUUCCUUCCGGUCAGCCUGCUCCUGGCAAUUCAAACAAUAUCGUUUCUGUCGCUGGCGGCCCAAGUUUAGUUCAAGGAGGCUCCACUGAGAUGGCAGUGGGCGGGUUAAGUGGGAACUGGCAGAAAUCGCAAUACUACAGGUGAGGGACAGAUGUACGACCCAAGUACAGGGCAGGAGAUUUUUACGCAGGCACGGCUUUUAAUUAAGUGAACUACAUUUGUACAUGUACUUUAAGAGGAAAAUAAAAUGAAUUAAAUGGGGAUUUAUUAUGCCCUAGAU
This is a messenger RNA of Drosophila serrata, 1465 nucleotides long. It is a transcript of the gene Hakai, whose product is annotated as E3 ubiquitin-protein ligase Hakai. Gene Ontology annotation, biological process: protein ubiquitination; regulation of cell adhesion. The record is from RefSeq and is a predicted model, not a curated record. Gene Ontology annotation, molecular function: ubiquitin protein ligase activity. Lineage: Eukaryota; Metazoa; Arthropoda; Insecta; Diptera; Drosophilidae.